AUGGCGAGGGAGAGUCUCGAAAAUAUGACAGGCCCCUACUCGAUCAAGUUUCCCACCCUCUCUGCCGAAGACGCCCAGCGUUCGACGUCCCAUGUACAGCUCCGGAACAAGAACGCACGCGACGCUCGGAACAGUGUUGCAAUGGCAUCGAUCGACAACGAAAUGGCCUUCCAGGAGGAGCGCGUGCGCUGGCGCAUGUCGCAGACCUCGGCCACGAACCGCAAUUCAACUGGCCGGCCGCUGUCGAAAGAAAUUGGACGGCAGUCGCCUCGCGCGCGCCGCUCCAGCGCGCAGGUGUCUCCACGCGCACAUCUCGCCGGCACGCAUUCGACGCGGCAGGCGGUGAUGACUACACACACACAGCGCCUCGCACGAAGCAAGUCGAUUCACGCAAGUCCUAUGCGGAAUUCGUUCUUGUUUUCGGCGAUGGAGGCGGCAUCGCCUAUACCCCCUCGCUCGCGGUCGCCCGAAAAUGCCUCGCUCGCACCAAUGCCGACGCCAUCAAUGUGCAUGGUGCCUGAGCCGGAUCCGGAGCCUGUUCCUACUGGCGGACGCGAUCCGUUUGUGGACGCCAUCCUCUUUGACGAGCCCUAUGCGCACCGACGUCGGCGUGUACAGCGCAAUGCUGACGAGUCGUCUAUAGCGUUCCAUCUACCCACUGGUGCGCGCGACGUUGUCGGCCACCGUGGCGUCUAA
Molecule: messenger RNA, 696 nt
Organism: Malassezia japonica
Lineage: Eukaryota; Fungi; Basidiomycota; Malasseziomycetes; Malasseziales; Malasseziaceae
Exons: 2
Coding region: 1-696 (231 amino acids)
Source: RefSeq, a predicted model, not a curated record